Xylaria bambusicola is the source of this 1802-nucleotide messenger RNA. Its product is annotated as iron permease FTR1/Fip1/EfeU. The transcript is spliced from 4 exons. NCBI's taxonomy places the organism in Eukaryota, Fungi, Ascomycota, Sordariomycetes, Xylariales, Xylariaceae. Gene Ontology annotation, cellular component: high-affinity iron permease complex; plasma membrane. The record is from RefSeq and is a predicted model, not a curated record. Bases 417 to 1496 code for a protein of 359 amino acids. Gene Ontology annotation, biological process: iron ion transmembrane transport. Gene Ontology annotation, molecular function: ferrous iron transmembrane transporter activity.
UUUUUUUUCUCUUCUCCUCUGCCCAGUACGGAAUUAUACGCGGAAUCGUCCAGGAUGAACCUACUACUGACCAAUGACUUGUGAAGCCGCUAUCGGCGGCAAAAAUCAAGUCUAGACCAUCUUGUAGGCAAGAGUGAUGAGGUUGACAAUGGUGGUUGGGAUGCUCCACACCCUCUUGUUUUUAUCUGAUCGAAUAGAUAAUCGUCGCACAUUGGGUCGUAUCUGUUGCGCCACAGUGCGUACACUGGCUACGGGUGGUCAGAUCUCUCGGAGGGAGGGUAAAUACUUCGCAGGUGUGUCUUGGAUGGAGAGGGUAUUACCUAUUCUCGGUAUUCUGUCGACGAUUUCCCGACUCUACUUUCUUUCAUAUGUUCUUUCGUAUGUGAAUAGAUGCAAGUGAUAUAAUCCGCAUCAUAAUGGCGAAAGACGUCUUCGCCGUCCCGGUAUUCCUCGUCGUCUUCCGCGAGACACUUGAGACAGUCAUCAUCGUCUCUGUACUCCUCGCUUUUCUCAAACAAACUCUCGAUGGUCCCAACCGCGAUGUCGCCGUAUACAAGGCUCUAGUCAGGCAGGUGUGGCUAGGAGUUGGCAUAGGCUUCUUCAUCUGCCUUGUCAUUGCAGGCGGCAUCAUUGGCACCUUCUACACAGUAGGCCGCAACGCAUGGGAGACCAAUGAGUACAACUACGAGGGCGCCUUCGCGCUCUUCGCCUCCCUCAUCAUCAGCGUGAUCGGAGUUGCCCUCCUCCGCGUCGGCAAGAUGCAGGAGAAGUGGCGCGUCAAGCUUGCAAAGGCUCUCGAGGCCCCCGUCAAUACCAGUGGAUCUCGCGGCCCCGUUGGCUGGCUGAAGCGCUUCGCCGAGAAGUACGCCAUGUUCUUGCUACCCUUUGUGACUGUUCUGAGAGAGGGUAUCGAAGCCAUUGUUUUCAUCGCUGGCGUAUCUUUCUCGGCGCCUGCUACUGCUGUGCCGUUGCCGGUUGUCGUCGGGCUGAUUGUUGGCGGUAUUGUGGGAUAUAUCCUGUAUAGGGGCGGCAUCACUACUCGGCUCCAGUACUUCCUAGUUGCUUCGACCUGCUUACUAUAUCUAGUCGGCGCUGGUCUUUUCUCUCGCGCCAUCUGGUACUUCGAGGCCCAACAAUGGAAUAACAUUGUUGGUGGCGAUGCUGCGGAAUUAGGAAGCGGACCUGGAUCAUACGAUAUUGAUAAAAGUGUCUGGCAUGUGAACUGCUGUAGUCCUGAGCUUAAUGGUGGCGGCGGAUGGGGAAUCUUCAACGCUAUUCUUGGGUGGACGAAUUCGGCAACGUAUGGAUCUGUCAUCUCAUACAACCUUUAUUGGAUUGCUGUUGUGAUCUCAUUGGGUGUAAUGAGAUACCGCGAGGUCAAAGGACACUGGCCGUUAUCUCGACCCAAGUCCGUGGCGGCUAGUCACGCCAACGUUGGCGAAGACAUGAGUUCUGGGCAGAAGCGAGAAGUCUCCGAAUCUAUCAGCCCUGCUUGAUCAUGUCGCCCAACGCAGACAUAGUGCUCUGGGUAUUGUGGGGGGUGGGGGGGACUGGGAUGCCUGGAUGAUUGGAUGGUGUUAAAAGAAAGCAAGACACAAAUUCUAGAAAGUGUGGCUUCUAAAUCAUAGCAGAAUCAAUGUGGCCUCAGAUAUUCGACGUCAUUACCCAGCCUGUGUACAAUAAUGCUGCUGCUAGGUGCAAGACCUGUGCAAUUUUGACACUAACUUGAUAUAUAUUUCCAUAUUCGAAAGGCUGAAAACUAUAGCAGGAUCUCCUCUGAUGGUCCCAAUCUUAGUGAAUGA